Ahaetulla prasina is the source of this 1587-nucleotide messenger RNA. Its product is annotated as olfactory receptor 10G6-like. Gene Ontology annotation, cellular component: membrane. NCBI's taxonomy places the organism in Eukaryota, Metazoa, Chordata, Lepidosauria, Squamata, Colubridae. Gene Ontology annotation, biological process: G protein-coupled receptor signaling pathway. The transcript has a single exon. Bases 1 to 924 code for a protein of 307 amino acids. The record is from RefSeq and is a predicted model, not a curated record. Gene Ontology annotation, molecular function: G protein-coupled receptor activity; olfactory receptor activity.
AUGGAAGGUAAGAAUCAAACUUCAUUGAAUGAGUUUGUCCUUGUUGGCUUUCCAUAUCCCGAUAGUCUGAAGGAACCUUUACUUAUCUUCUUCCUAUUCAUCUAUUUAAUGACACUCUUUGGCAAUCUUCUGAUCCUGUUGGUUGUUCUAGCUAAUCCCCAUCUCCACAAGCCCAUGUAUUGGUUCCUCUGCCAUUUGUCCUUUCUGGACAUAACAGUCUCCACCGUGAUUGUUCCCAAGGUCAUUGUGGGAUUUUUAGAAGGUGGGAGGAUCAUAUCCUUUGGAGGAUGUGUAUGUCAACUCUUCUUCUUCCAUUUUUUGGGUUGCACAGAAUGCUUCCUUUAUACAUUGAUGGCCUAUGAUCGCUUUUUGGCUAUUUGCAAACCGCUCCAUUAUGGCAACCUCAUGAAUCAUAGGACCUGCCUCUUCCUGGCCAUGGGCAUUUGGGUUGGAGGAUGCCUUCACUCCAUAAUGGAGACAGCCCUUGUUUUUCGCUUGCCCUUUGGUCGGGAAAACCAGGUCAACUAUAUCUUCUGUGAUAUCCCCGCUGUGUUGAAGCUGGUCUCUGCCGACACAACCCUCAAUGAGAUGGUCACCAUGGUGGAUGUCGGUCUUGUGGCCACCACGUGCUUCCUUCUGAUUUUGACUUCCUACAUGUACAUUGUGUCCACCGUCCUGAAGAUCCGCAGUGCCCAAGGUCGUAAACGGGCUUUCUCUACCUGUACUGCUCAUCUAACUGUGGUGGUGACCUACUAUGUGCCCCUUGUCUUCAUCUAUCUGAGACCAGGAUCUCAGGAUCCACUGGAUGGAGUGGUGGCUGUCUUCUACACCUCGCUGACUCCGCUUUUGAAUCCGAUUAUCUAUACGCUGAGGAACAAGGACAUAAAAGUUGCCCUUGUAAACUGGUCGAGGAGAUCAUCCUAAAUUGGUUAUUUGAAAAUUCCUGGAAUGGCAGUCAAAUGCUACAAUCCCGAAUCUUUAAUCACGACCCACGACAACAGCAAACAGCACCAGUGUGAUUGGAGCAACACAAAACUCCUCAGCCAUACUACCACCCAUCACACUCGUGUGUUCACCAAAGCCUGGCACUCCACAUGCAAUUCCAUCAACAGACAUAUUGACUUACAGUACAAUCAGCCUAUAAACCCCUCAGAAUCCAAAUCAACUACACAGCCAUCCAGAGAGAGCACUGACCCUCAACCAACCCACACAAGCCCCCACCAACCAGCACUUUGCCUCCCAACGACCCUCACCUGAUGUAAUCUCCUUAUCAUAAAACCCAUCACAAGACUCACUGAUGACUCACGGCUGACCCAUCACUCGACACACCCACUGUCAACUUGCAAAAUGUUCCUGGCCUGCUCUCGAGUUGCCAUAGGCAAAGGGGAUGGGAAACUGACAAAGCAACACAGCAGCCAAAGACAGGAGCACAUUGCAGACAUAUAUUUCUCAAGACUAUCUCCCAUGGUUACCCACAGCGGCCUGAGUGGAGUGAUAUCUACAACCCGAAAAAUUGCUCCAUUGGCAAAUGUGAUUGAUGACACACCCUGGGGGGAAACAGGGUCAUGAUUAGGGCCAUAAAUUAUG